Molecule: messenger RNA, 1626 nt
Organism: Musa acuminata subsp. malaccensis (wild Malaysian banana)
Lineage: Eukaryota; Viridiplantae; Streptophyta; Magnoliopsida; Zingiberales; Musaceae
Product: ABSCISIC ACID-INSENSITIVE 5-like protein 2
Biological process (GO): positive regulation of DNA-templated transcription
Cellular component (GO): nucleus
Molecular function (GO): DNA-binding transcription factor activity
Source: RefSeq, a predicted model, not a curated record
ACAAGUCCACCAUCAUAUGUUCAGACAUUGUCACCCACCAUACACAGAUGCAUAAAGGCCAAGAACCUAGACUUCCUCACAUCAGGUCCUCACUCUUGGGACUCUCUCCAUAGCUUGCCAGUUGCCAGGUGUGUUGCUUCCUUGAGGAGAUGGAGGCUGCAGCCGAUAGACUUUGAUCUGGUCCCCAGCAGGUUGGGAGGUAGAAGUACCAUAGGGUUGCUUUACUCAUGCUCAGCUGCUUGGCUUGAUUCCUCUGCAGAUGUUUUUGAGCUGAGGGAGUUUGCUGUCACUGACAAAAGAGAUCUUCUGUGGCUGUGCAUCCUCUGCAAAACAAUUCCAGAUUUCUUUUUGGUCAUGCAUGCUUGCAGCUCCCAACUACCUUUUCAGAAAGAACUGUUAGAGAUUUGAUUAAGGCUUAGGAAUGUUGCAUGAAUCCUUCUGUUGGAGUGGGUGAGAGAUGAGCAGUAGUAAUCUUGUGCGUUUCGGCAGGAAGAACAGGUAAAUGGGCACGACAAUGGCGACGCAGGGAGUCGGAGGAAGGCAGCAGUCGCAGGUCCAAAGCUUGGCCAGGCAAGGGUCCAUCUACAGCCUCACCCUCAACGAGGUCCAGAGCCACUUGGGCGAGCCCCUGCACAGCAUGAACCUCGAUGAGCUCCUCAGGAGCGUGUUCCCGAGCGAGGAGCACCAGUCCUCGGGAGCUGACGCUGGUGGUGGCCAUGGCGCCCAGGACCCGCGCCUUCACCGCGAGGGGAGCGUCACCAUGCCGCGUGUUCUGAGCAAGAAGACGAUCGACGAGGUGUGGCGGCACAUCCAACAAGGGCAGAAGGAGGCCGAGGAGGGCGUCAGGGACUACGGACGGCAGUCCACUCUGGGGGAGAUGACCCUUGAGGCCUUCUUGUCGAAGGCUGGGAUAGUCACAGAGGUAGCUGAUAGGAGCCGAAGCAGUGAAAUCGGCAACGUAGGUUUCAUGCCGAGGUCGCAAUGGUUACAGCAGUAUCAUCAACGCCAACAUCAACAGGCGCAACAGAGCAUUGCGGGAGCUUAUGGGGGUCGGCAGCUGCCCCAACCUUUGGCCAUAGUUGAUGCAGUGUAUCACGAGGGGGAAGGAGCUAAUUCAUCCCCAUUCAAUCCGCAGACGCCAAGGAGGAAGAGAGGGCCUGUGGAGGACAUGGCGAAGAAGACGGUCGAGAGAAGGCAGAAAAGAAUGAUCAAGAACCGGGAGUCAGCAGCCCGUUCACGAGCUAGGAAGCAGGCUUACACCAAUGAGCUGGAGAAUAAGGUUUCCAGACUUGAAGAAGAGAAUCAGAGGUUGAGACAGCAAAGGGAGCUAGAAGCUAUGAUACACCACAUCCCCCAGCCCGAGCCGAAGCAUCAACUGCGUCGAACAAGUUCAGCCCUUUUCUGAUCUACCGAUAAAUUUGCGCGGUUUGGUGUCUUAACAAGUUUUGUAUCAGGAACAUUUGCUUGCAUGUUGAUUGGGCUCCAGGAUUCAUAUGAACAGAGUAGGAGCUCAGCAGUCUGCUGUUGUUGCUGCUGCUUCUGUUCCAAGGUUUCACUCUGCAACUUAUUUGCAAUAUAAUGAACACAAGAGUGGUGUGGUAGGUAUCACAUCUCUCUUUUGGCUUC